AUGGCCGCGCGCGGCCCCGAAGCCCCCAGCGGGCGCGCGCUGCGGGACGCGGCAGAAAAUCUAUUUCAGGAACUUCAAGGACACUUUCAAGCUCUGACUGCAACAUUAAACCUCAGAAUGGAAGAAAUGGGAGGUCGCAUUGAAGACUUGCAGAAGAAUGUGAACGACUUGAUGGUGCAAGCUGGGAUUGAAAGUUCCGCUCAAGAGCAAGUGGCGAGGCCUUAUUAA
Lipotes vexillifer (Yangtze River dolphin) is the source of this 228-nucleotide messenger RNA. It is a transcript of the gene HSBP1L1, whose product is annotated as heat shock factor binding protein 1 like 1. Gene Ontology annotation, molecular function: transcription corepressor activity. Gene Ontology annotation, cellular component: nucleus; cytosol. The record is from RefSeq and is a predicted model, not a curated record. Bases 1 to 228 code for a protein of 75 amino acids. The transcript is spliced from 3 exons. NCBI's taxonomy places the organism in Eukaryota, Metazoa, Chordata, Mammalia, Artiodactyla, Lipotidae. Gene Ontology annotation, biological process: cellular heat acclimation.